AUGACCCUAUCGAUCGACCUUGAGCUCCCUAAUGGGGUCAAGUACAACCAGCCCCUUGGAUUGUAGGCUCCAUCCCCCCCUCCGUAGCGUUCGGUUGGGCUCAAGUUUGCUGAAUUCCGUUGAUACCGUCCACAUUCUCAGGUUCAUCAAUAACGAAUUCGUCAAGGGUGCCGAAGGCAAGACCUUUGAGGUCAUCAACCCAAGGUCCGCCGAUUCCAUGUCGUGGUGUUGUUGGAAUAUGGUUUCUGAUGAUGUCACAGCACUGAGAAAGUGGUUUGCUCCGUUCACGAAGCGACUGAGAAGGUCGGGAGGGCUCCUUUCGAUAGUAUUCCCGUCUCUGCUAAGCUUACCCUCUUGCCAUAGGAUGUCGACAUUGCCGUACACGCUGCUCGUACAGCCUUUGAGGGAGAGUGGCACAAGGUUACCCCCGCCAGGCGUGGCCAGCUUCUCUGCAAGCUUGCGGAUCUCUUCGAGGAGAACCUCCUCAUGCUGGCCUCCGUAGAGGCGCUCGACAACGGGAAGAGCGUUUCUAUGGCCAAGGGUGACAUUGGCGCUGCCGCCGCUUGCCUGAGGUACUAUGGCGGAUGGGCCGACAAGGUCCACGGAAAGGUUAUUGAUACGGAACAUGGAAAGUUCAACUACACAAAACAAGAGCCCAUCGGUGUCUGCGGGCAGAUUAUCCCGUGAGCCCCUGGGACACUAGGUGAUUUUCGGAGAUAUUCGCUAAAACCCCGCAGAUGGAACUUCCCGAUUCUUAUGUGGGCGUGGAAAAUUGGUCCCGCCAUUGCCACCGGUAAUGUCGUUGUCCUCAAGACUGCAGAGCAGACACCCCUAAGUGGUCUGUUGGCCGCGGGAUUGACCGCUAAGGCCGGAUUCCCUCCCGGCGUUAUCAACAUUCUCUCCGGUUUCGGUAAGACCGCUGGCGCCGCUAUUUCCUCCCAUAUGGACAUCGACAAGGUUGCUUUCACCGGAUCCACCAUCACUGGACGUACCAUCAUGAAGGCUGUUGCAAACAGUAACCUGAAGAAGGUUACCUUGGAGCUUGGUGGAAAGAGCCCCAACAUUGUGUUUGACGAUGCCGACAUUAAUGAGGCCAUUAGCUGGGUCAACUUUGGUAUAUACUACAACCACGGACAGUGCUGUUGCGCUGGAUCCCGUAUCUACGUCCAGGAGGGCAUCUAUGACACUGUCAGUUAACCCCCCCCCCCACCCCCCAACACACACUACAAUUAACCUCCAAGACAUUAGCUAACAUGUCCCAUAGUUUGUCGAGAAAUUCAAGAAGAGAAUAAAGGAGAACGUUGUUGGCGACCCGUUCGAGAACGAGACCUUCCAGGGUCCUCAAGUUUCGCAGCUCCAGUUCGACAGGAUUAUGGAAUACAUUGAGCAUGGAAAGAAAGAGGGUGCCAAGAUCGAACUCGGUGGCAAGCGCCAUGGAAACGUUGGCUACUUCAUCGAGCCUACCAUCUUCUCCAAUGUAGACGAAAGCAUGAAGAUCAUGCAAGAGGAGAUUUUCGGCCCGGUUGCCUCGAUUGCCAAGUUUAAGACUGUGGGAGACGCAAUCGCUCUUGGUAACAAAACUACCUUCGGUCUUGCUGCUGCCGUCCACACCAAGAACCUCGACACUGCUUUGACCGUUGCCAACAGCUUGAAGGCCGGCACCGUUUGGGUCAACACCUACAACGCCCUUCAUACCGCUCUUCCGUUCGGUGGUUUCAAGGAGUCUGGUAUCGGCCGUGAACUUGGAAAGGCUGCAUUGGCCAACUACACUCAGGUCAAGACCGUAUCGGUGAACAUGAAUGGCGCGCCGUAUUAGGCGUCUUGACCCUGGUUUAUCGGUGGACGUGUGAGAAGGCAUUUUUCAAGUGGGUAAAGCUUUUAGGGCUCUUUGAUUUUCUAACUGCCGGGUGUGGUUUUUACUUUUCUCCAUUUCUUCCACUUUUCACCUAUUCUCUCAUUGCCCACUUUGUAUUCUAUAUCCCGAUGAAAAACGAAAUGGAAAUGCCUUGACACAACGACAAGACGAGAUGAGUGAUUGUAUUUGUUGGAUUAAAGGUCUGGUUGGGCGAACAUGACCGCAUCCCUUCCCAGAAUUCUCCAUUCCACGUUUCUAAACUUGACUGCCAAAGUUCUCUUCCCAUCUGCUGCCGGUGAAGCUGCUGGUGGCGAUACAUUUACACCACCUUGACCAAGAUAUGUGGGCGCAACGGUGACAAUCACAGAGUCCACAAGCGGUAGAUUUCCCUCAGCGAGCAGAUCGUUAAUAAUCCCACCGCCCCCCUCGACCAUGACGCUAUUCAAGCCUAACCCCUUCAUCUUCUCUGACAAGACAUGCCAACUCCACCUCUGUUUCCCUAGGGUCUCUAUAACAACCACUUUACCCCCAACCUCCUCCAAUAUCCCCCUCCUCUCAUCCCCGCCUACCCCCACCUCACUUCCAACAAAAACAUAAGGUGCCAACCCUUCACCCCUCCUCGCCGUCUGCACCACCCUCGACUCCCUCGUAAUCUCCCAACGGAACGUAGGAUCAAGGAUGACCGGCCUUGGCUGCUUCGUCAGCGGCGUCCCCGGUAGACGAGAAUUCAGUCCCGGGUCGUCUACCGCGGCGGUACCAACUCCUAUCAGUAUUGCGUCGUGAAGGGUGCGGAGGUGGUGAGUUAAUGAUUUUGUUUCCGGGCCCGAGAGGGGAACCUGUGUGAGGGGGAUGGAGAGAUGGGAGUCCAGUGAUGUCGCGUAGGUUAAAGUCAGGAAGGGUUUUCCCAUGUCUUGAGGUGGGGGCAGGUACUUGUCGAUGCCGGGAGGCGGGGGGUAGGCUAUUAACGGUGCCAUAUCAUUCUAUCUUAUCUCUGCUAGUACUAGCAAUGAAUCGUACUCGCACGGCGUACGCUAUGAUGUGUCGAGCGGGGGGAGAGGAGGCGGAGGUGGGAAUAGCUCCGAGUUAUGGGGUGUGACGUUAAGAAAUAGGCAGUGAUCGACGCGUAAGCCAUCGCUUGCCCGAAAUUCCGGAAAACCCUUUCAAAACCUCUCCUCCCGGGUUCCCUCCCCCUUCUCCCCCAUCUUUUCCAUCAACCAGAGAACCUACGGUAUUUCGCCCGCUACUUGCUUGUUUGCUUGCUCCUUUCAUCAAUCGAUAACAAACCCACUCAUCCCAAGGCUUUUUUUCUCUUCCCGCUUCCCUUUCUCCUAUACAGCUCCACAAAGUGAGGAACCGACAAGAUGGAUAGCAUGUCAAACAUCAUUCGCCUCGUAAAUCUCGGCGUGGGGGUGAUUAUGGUUCUUGGAGGAAUCUCGCAGUUCUUUCCCAUGGGUUUGCAGAGCAUUAUCGUCGGAUGCUACGUUAUUGUGUUUGGUCUUGGUGAGAUUUCACCCCUUUCCCGCCUGGCUCUUACUCGCUUUGGCGUUGGCCUCUCUCAGCGAUGAUACCUUCGGUUACGCUAAUAGAGGUGUGCUAUUUGAUUAGUCAUUGGUUUACUGGAGUUUCAGAUUCCGCCACAAACGUCAAGAUAUGCGUCGUUCCUCUUCUCGUUCCUUGGUCGUGGUGUCUGUACGUUCGCCUUUGCCAUCUAAAAAUCUCGAAACGAGGAGGAAAAGUGGUGGAGAUCUAGGCUAACAGAGAGUGGUUGGCAGUCUACAUCUUUGUCGGAAGUAUUUUGAUCACCGGCGGUGCUCUAAGGAUCAUCGCUGGUUCUAUCAUUGGGCUCGUCGGUGCUAUCUAUGGUGAGUGUUCCCUUCCAUAACUCUUUAAGUAGCGGUGGAAAGCUAAUCGGACGGAUUACAGUUGGCCUGGAGUUUGUGCCAUCCAUUGAACCACCAGAGAACAUGAGGAGCUCCGAGUGGGAUGGUGAGCAGGUUUAGGGCCGUUACGAAUGAUAUCCUGGAGAAUUUGGCUAUACUGAGAUGAGGGAAUGCGAUGCGGGAUUAUGGUAUUGGAGCAGAAACGAACACUAUGCGGGGAGGGAGGGGAGAGUGGUGGGGAUGUAGCAAUAGCCGCAGAAAGAAAAGGAACAGCGGUCGGGGGAACUCUAAUGGGUUUUCUUGUUCGCGUUGUAUUAAUGCAAUGGUUCAAUGGGUAAGGGCGGAGGCGCCGUUGGCUAUUUAUUGGAUUAUGAUAUCAUAUCAUAGGACGGUUUUACGGUUUUAUAUUGCCUUUCGGGUUUGGAGGUUGGGUAAUCGCUUGGGUUGGUGAAGGGCUUGUGCUGCCCUUCAGUCGCCGUUUGCCGGGUAAGACAGCGGUAUCAGGUUCGCAAUUUGUUGAAGUGUACUCGCGCCGCCGGAUUGCUGAUGCGUUUCCCAAUAUGGGUAAGCUGGUGGCAAAGGGGUUCAGGAAAUGGUUAUGUAAGUAUUCGGAGAAAAUGUCGGAAGUACCAUAUCGACAUAUACUCUAUUCUGUGAUCAUGAUAUUACAUGCACUUAUGCCUUACCCAGUCCAACCUUGAACAAAUUAAAAUAAAUAAUCUAGCCAUUAAAGUUGUUACCCCCCCCCCAUGCAGUAUACAUUGUUCCAGCUUUUCAUAAAAAGAACUGCAAUGUCUAUCAAUUAAUUCUUGUGGAUAUUCCAACCAGGUCUGUUCCAGAACAGCUUUUGCAUCCUCGAUUGUUGCUUGACUGACACCUGUAAACUGAAAUGUUGCAAUUUCAUCUUUGUGGUCACUCCAAACAGGCUCGAUCUGAUUCCAGUCUGGUGAUUUUGGUGGCCAAUCAAAGGUAAUGAUUCCUCUCUUUUGUCGUGUUUCCUUAUCAAUCUUUGAUGCUGUUUGGUGCGCUGGAGCCUUGUCCUCAACUAAAUAGGUAACCGGCAUACCUGUAGUUGCUUGGAGCUGAUCGAUCCAUGGGUAUAAGAGGGGUUCCAAAAUGCGAUCCCGAUAGGAUACCCAGUUAAUCCCACCCUUGCUAUGAAAAUCCAAGCAGUCGUGCUUAAAGACCUGUCGGGCAUGUCGGUGGCGGCAUUUAUGACGUCCUGUUCGGCCUUCUUCUUGAUUUUGUCGAUCGAUAUUGGCAUUGACUUCCUCCAGAGCAGUAUACUGCCAGGUACCUUCAAUACCAGCCAGAGUCUCAUUUUCCUCCUGCUGACUGUAUCAUAUAUCAUUUUCAUGAUCCACAAUUGCUCUGUACCGCCUCUUCUCAUCCUCUGUAUCCUUCUCCUAUAUAUGAUAAGGUCCGCGCUGACCUAAACAUACUACUCCCCAAAACAUAACUCGAAUCGUGCAAUCACCUUUUUUAUAGAGUGCCCAUUUAUUUGGAUCAGCACCCAAAGGCCUUGUAAUGUUCCGCUGCUGCCAGACUAAAUUAAACUCAAUCCACAUCUCAUCAGUAAAGAUGAUAUGAUUGAUCGCAAUAUGAAGUACCAUAUGACAAAAGGCAAGCCGGUCUUCAACAUGCUUGGGGGAUAAGAAGGGCUUAUGAGUGGCCUUCCGUCAAAAGAGACCAUGCUGGUCAUGAAAAAUGUGUUCUAAGGUAGACUGUGCUGCAUGAAUUCCCAGCUCCUUAGCUACAUCUUCAUAGGGCAUUUGCCAAUGAUCUUCAUCUUUUUGAGACAGAUCACGCAAAGCCAUAGACUCUGCACUCUCUUCACCAAAUUUCAAUGAUUGUCCUCCUCCAUGCUCAUCUUCCAAACAUACUAACACGUCCUCAAACUCUCCAGCAUUUGAAGCUCGUAUCUAUCAGUAUUUUAUUUCCCUGUCAGUAAAAUAAUUUGCCUUAAAGUUAUAGUAUUUAUUGACUUGUUCGGAUGUCUAUACCUUUGCCCUCUUGACAAUCUCACUAGCUGUCUAUUCCUUUACCUCAACUUUUGCUUCAAUUUGCUUGAACGUUAAGCCUCUAUGCCAGUAGAGGCCAAGAAUAACGGCUCGCAUGAGAACAGGAAUCCUCGAGGCUGAUCCAGGUCCUGUAACUCCAGGAGGCAUGUUGGAGUACUGGGAACUGUGUGGUUUGCGAUCCGGAGUCAGAUUCUAGUGAUUUGAUUGACUUGCCAGUGGGAUUAACUUGGAACCUGUUUGUUCCACAUCCAGAGUCUUUUCGCAAAGUCUCUACUAUCAGUCAGACUUGAGUACGAUCAAGUAUAUUGUUUGAUAACUUACUAUAAUUUUUCUAAGUUUCCCAAAAGGUAUUUGGCAAAUUACAGCAUCAUGAACUCUUGUUGAUAUUAUAUAACCUCAUAUAUCGGUAUUCCUAGAUCCGGUACUUCGGCAAUUUAGUGUAAAUGCUUAUAUCAUCACUCCUAUCACAUCAUUGCCACCAACUUACCCAUAUUGGGAAACGCAUCAGCAAUCCGGCGGCGCGAGUAGAACCAGGGCUCGGCUUCUUCUCCAUUAGUCCGCUCAGACUGGUACUCGUAGUGGUAUUCAAGGUUAAAAAAAGGUACCUCCACCAACAAGUAAACCCGGAAAGUUGCAUUAGGUUACUUUAUGGUGUUAGUCAAUAGUAUUCAUGCAUUUUGGGUAGCAUAUUUGAGUGCACCAUGGCAAGUGAGGGUAAAGUAUCAAAGCUAAUUAGGAUUCUACCAAUACU
This is a messenger RNA of Tuber aestivum (summer truffle), 6507 nucleotides long. The record is from the annotation of a GenBank genome assembly. Lineage: Eukaryota; Fungi; Ascomycota; Pezizomycetes; Pezizales; Tuberaceae.